Symbiodinium pilosum is the source of this 5253-nucleotide messenger RNA. The record is from the annotation of a GenBank genome assembly. NCBI's taxonomy places the organism in Eukaryota, Dinophyceae, Suessiales, Symbiodiniaceae.
AUGCAUGAUUGCGCACAGGACCUCAAAGUCUUCUUGCAGACUACUGGUGGAUACAUUGAUAACAACCGCGGCGUGCUUGCCGUGUCCAACGACGAUGGUGACUGGGCAAACUCCAACCUGAUGACGUGCCAGUACGAGCUUUUCACCAACAACCAGGCGAUUUAUGCAGGAAUGGUCUUCUACGUGGCAGCCACCGUCGUCAACCCCACCAACGCCCUACCAAAAACUGAUCCUGACAACGUCCUUACCAUAAAGCUCAGCAGCUUGGGGCACUAUGACCCAGAGGGCAUCACGGAUCCUGCUCCAAAAGACAUGCCAGAAGUGCCUUUCAUCUCCUUGGCAGAGGAGAAGACCCUGGGGCAAGACCUUUGGGCAGGCAAUCCAGCCACCAUCAACAUGCUCUCAGAGGAGCUGGUUCAGCCCUCGAGCUUCGUGCGUAGCUGCUGCGGGCCCAAUUUCGACACCCGCCGAGAGGAGGAGUUCCUGCUCAUCUUCUUCCGGACCUCAACAUACGUUGGUCAGAACGGCUUCGUGGUCUUCGACGCCCCCAGCGGCUUUGACUUUGGGCCAAACUGCACAGCCCGGGACCUGCCGGAGCGAUACUAUGCCUUCGUGGGCAUGUUCGAAUUUCAGCUCUUCAGGUUGAAGAACAUGGGAACCUGCCAAGGACAAAGGUAUCCGAUCGGUGAGACCACUUACAACCGGGCCGUGCUGCAGGUUGGUGGUAUCGUCGAUGCUCCCUAUUACUACGGCUACGAGCUUCGCGUCCUUCAUCCAACCACCUACGACACCACGCAGCACGAAAACUGGUAUCUUUGGCUUCAAGACAGCAACGGCUAUCCCCUUGAAGGCUCGCAGUCCACGAUCAAGUUCAACAAGUUCCAGGCAGCAGAGCAGACAGCGUUCUACCACAAGUCCUGGGGCAUGUACAACGAAGUGGGCCAAAACAUUCCGGUUCAGGUUUUAAGCCUCCGCCCAACAUCCAUGACCAACGCCAACACACAGGUCAUCUUCUACCCCAUCCAGUUCCCUAUUGACCUCGAUACUUCGCUGCGCAUCUCAGCGCCGGUUGGUUUCAAGUGGGACCCAGAUCCCAACAACUUCUUCAGGCGCUCCAAUGGCACCAUCGCAGAUUGGCCAGGCAUUCCAGCUGUACAGAACAACAAUCAGCUGGUCUGGCAAUCCAUCAGCCUAGCGGGCAACACCGUGUACGGCUUUCAGGCUACCGUGGAAGUGCCAAACUUCAACCCUGUGAUGUCAUCCAACGCCUUCUUCAUUGAGUUUGGAUAUCGAAAUUCCAACAUUCAGAAGAGGCUGUUUGCCAACGUCGUGGAGGCUCCAUCCAUCGCGGCACUUACAAACGCGGAGGUCUACUCCAGCACCAAUUUGGUGAACUAUGGGGACAAUCGUAUCGAGUUUGCAGUCCAAACUGUUACGACGUUGACGCCAAAUACAGGCAUUGUUGUGAAGGGCAGCGAUGCCACUACGGGAUUCGCGUUCACGUGCCCGGACACGAUGGUGGCGCUACCAGAAUCGGCACCCUUCCCGCCGGACUUGCUCUGCGUCUACCAGUUGGCGCCUGAUGGUUCCCCACAGAUCACGCUGAAGGUCAAUGACAUCAACAUGCCACCUGGCUACUACCGGUGGGAAAUGGUCGCGCAGAAUCCGCCGACGCGAAAGCAGGACCCAGGUAUUUGGACCUUCGGCACUUACCUGGCGGUCUCCAACUAUCCUUCGACGACAACGUUGGACAAGGAGCUAUCUGCUGAAGGGUUCCGCAUUGACAACAUGAUGCGCGAGGCGAGGCUGACUGCACUGGAUCAGACGCAACGUACGGCCACGAACCGGAAUGAUCGGCCUGGCAAGUUAAAUCAGCUCGUCUUCCAGUUCAGUCUGAACAUCAGGCCGCUAGCAACUGGCAUCCUGUCUCUGCGUGGGCCGAGAGGCUUUGAGUUCGAUGACAACUGCCUUCCCUAUGUCAUUACGGACAGGAACGAUGUCUUCGGGCCAAACACGCAGGACGUGUGGCCGCCAGACUACUCCGAGUGGCCGCCGGAGUAUCGUCCCACGAAAUGUGUCGGAAACGGGCGCGAAGCGCUGAUCACUGUUCCGAGCGGUCUGGGGAGGAACAGCCUCUACGUUUUCCGGAUUGGCGUGCGAAAGAAUCCAAUGUCAACUCCCGAAUGGAACAAGUGGAGCAUCAACUUCAAUGAGCAGGCCUCCGACCCAUUCCAGGGCUUCACGGUGUGGACCUUCACAAACAUGAACAUCGCCGCAGUGGGAGCCAUGAAAUCGCCAACUGGAGCCGGAAUCGUGCGCACACCGACGCCUGUGACCAUCGAGUUCAUGCCGUUCAACACAAUCCCGCCCAAGCCACCGAACGAGCAGUUUGGCGGGAUGCUGCGCCUCACGGUGCCGGUUGGCUACGAGAUCAUGCACUCAAAUUCACAGUGCCAGGUGGAGCUGUUCGUGACAGACGGCUCGGUGGUGUUCGAGAAUGCAGACUACUCCUGCAGGGUGGAGAACACAGUGAAACAAUUGCUCUACAUGGCUGGCAACAAGGACAUCCGAGGUUCAUAUCCGUAUACCUUGAUUGUCUGGAUCUACAAUCCGCCGACUGCAGCAAUCGCGGAGACAUGGCGCAUUGACACCUUCCACACUUGGACGGCUGAGCCGGACGCAGCACUGGACGAGACAGAGUUCAUGGGCUACAAUGUCAACAACCAGCUCAACAUCUUCCAAGUGACGAACUCACUGCAUGUCUACAACGGCAACACCAAGGUUAACGAUAUUGACAUUCUGCUGCAGUUCCCUGAUCCUUUGAAGGACAACGAUGAGAUUAUGAUUGUCGGUCCCCGUGGUUUCAACCUCAUCGGAAACCCAGAGCUGGCGAAUUGCAAUGAGUUCAGAUGGGUCGGGGGCGUUCAGCUGCCGGCAACAGGAGAGCCAGGUUGCACCUGCGACCCUCAGGGCUUUUGCACCAUCCGUUGGCAAAUCGAUGAAUCGAAGGACCCGGCGUAUCCACAGAAUGAGGACAUCCACUUCAAGGUGGCCACAACCAACCCGUCCAAGACCCCGUUCUUGACGGACAACUACUGGAAGGCCUCCCACGUGAAAGCAGCGGUGGUCAAGUCCUCGCACAUCUCCCGGGGCUGGGACAUCAACCCGCAGCUGGAGAACGUGGACGUCAAACUGGUUGGCAACAAGUAUGCGGCGGGAAAGACGUCGGACAUUGAAGUCACGUUCACACCAAUCACCGAUGCCGACACCAUCACCAUCGAGGCGAUCUUCCCAACUCAGUUCAGCUUCGAUCAGUCUACUGUCGCACUGCCCUAUGAUAUCGAUGGACAGAGCGAGGGUGCCACCCUGAUCAUCAACCGGGGAGGCUUCCGAGCCGGCAUCAUGGCCACCAUCCGUAUCAACACGGUUCGUCUCGGACGAGCUGGGGGCCAGACGCGCUUCAACUUCAUCACAUACAGGGAUGAGACGCGGACAGAGAAGAGGGACGAGAAGCUGGACUUCGACCAGGGCUUCCGGCUGCCUGGGUUGAUUACAGUGCAAGGGACACCCGUACUGAAGAGCAUGUACCAGGAUGCCAAGGCCAUGUACCCUGUGAAGUCGCUCUUCCAGCCGCGCGUGCUGGAGGAUGCCAAAGCUGAGUUCACACUCUCCUUCACACGGGCUGUCCAGGCAUCUGAAAGGCUUCUCAUUACGUGUCAGGGACAAGCACAGUACCAGCUCAAGCAGUCCCCCUUCGUUGUCAUCGGCAUUGGCCCGAUUGAGACAUCGGUGGAGAUCGACUCUUUCGGUACGCUCAGGGCAACGCUCAAGCCUGGCCGGCCGGCUACUGAAGUGGCUUUGCAGGCAGACACACCGUACACCAUCAUCAUGUGGGUCCUGCCCAUCCAGGGUGCCAACACGUGGCGAUUUGACACCAACGAUGGCGGCUCCCUGCCCACGAACACCAAUGAUGGUGAGUUGGAUGGUUUCUACCCGGUGGAGCAGAUGGUCCUGGGAGUUGAGGCUGUGAGAAGCCCGCCCAAGGCUGUGGUUGACGUCAUCCUCAACAUCAACGCGGGCAAUGCGAUUGUUCGGGAGCUGAUCAUCAUCGCUCCUCCCAGCUUCCUCUUCGAUGAGAGUGCUGGUGGCUGCGGUGACAUGUGCUUGCCUGGCGAGGCGUUAAGUUCCACCAGCCGCAAGACAGCCACCAUUGCCUCGCCUACCGGCGAACCGCUGACGCAGCUCAGAGGGAUCCAGGUGCGGGUCCUGACGCCCGAGCAGACUCCCAGCAGCAUGACGUGGUACGUUGAAGGCCGCGGCCAAGGCGCUGGCACGACCGUCGGCUGGGGCGAAGGUGCAGGCUUCUUUGUCACGCAGAUGGCUGGUACAAGCGUCAUGUAUCCGGCUGUUGCAAGCAUCACGCAGGCACAGAUUGCGUUUACCUUUGCCCUGAACGUCAACGCGGGGAACCAGAUCAACAUUGAAGCUCCACCGGGCUUCAUCCUGACCUGUUCCACAGAGGGCGCGCUGAAGCAGAUCAGCCUUCCUGGUGGCAAGCCGGAUUGCAUUGACGAUCCCUUGCAGAUUCGCCUGGGAACAACGCUGACAGCCGAUCAGUAUGCCUUUGCUUUGCUAGUAGACCUGCCUCCGGACCAGCCAUCUGACAACACAUUCAGCGUCAUCAUUCGUGACCAGGACAACAAUGUGGUGGAUGCAGCGUACUCCAUCCAGGGCAAGCCCUUCGUGAUCAUGGGGGUCACCGAUCCUUACCUCGACUGGUCGCAGGCCGAGCCGGGACAGCGGACCCAAAUCACGAUAGGCAUGAAAUUCACGAAGGACACCUCCAAUGUCAAGGCCGUGCUGAUCAUGCUCCCGGAACGCUUCAUCCACGACGUCCAGACACCCACGGACGUGCAGAACGUGAAUAAGCAGUUCCGAGUAGCAGCAGGAUCAGACUGGGCAGACACCCAGUACACGGACCGCAUCAAGAUUUACUUGGACGACAGCGGUGGUGGUGCCAUCAUUCCGGUGGGCGAGUACCGGUUUAGUUUCCCAGCUCUGGUACCGCCCAGCAUGUCCAACAACAAUUACUGGUCAAUUUCUUUGUGCAAUGAUCGGGAUUGUCAGCAACCCGACGAUAGGUAUAUCAUUGUGAGCUUCCCGAUUGCUGGCUUCCAGCUCUACGAGAUGUCUCAGGAGACACUUCGUGUCACUACGAACUUCGCCACGCGCAUAGCGCGACCCAGCGGAGAG